Molecule: messenger RNA, 3297 nt
Organism: Condylostylus longicornis
Lineage: Eukaryota; Metazoa; Arthropoda; Insecta; Diptera; Dolichopodidae
Exons: 2
Coding region: 617-1645 (342 amino acids)
Source: RefSeq, a predicted model, not a curated record
ACGUGAAUUUAUUGCAUACGGUUUUCAAUUAAAUUAUAACAUAAUAAUUAAGUUAACAUUCAUUUAAACAUAUACAUAUAUAUAUAUAUAUAUAUAUAUAUAUAUAUUGUUUAAAAAUCAUAAAUAUGGAUACUAUUGUAAAAAAGCAAUUAGUCAAAAUUUCUGAAGAACAACAAGGUGGUGAACAAGAUCAAAAUCAAGAACAGGAUCAACAACAACAACAACAACAACGACCUCAAACAGAAUAUGUAGAAUUAAAACGUCCAGUUUUUGUUAAAGCACCAACAAUUGUUAAAGCUGCAUCAAAAUUAGUACGUCUAGCAAUGGUUUUUGUCUACAUCUGUUUUGUAUCUGGUUUAGGUGUAACCUUAUCAUUUUAUUAUUUAUUUUUUUGGGAUUCAUCGAAACCAAAAGUUUUUAUUAUGCCAAAAUCAAAACCGGCAUAUCCAAUGUAAAAAAAAAAACUAAUUCUUAAGAGAAUGUAAAAAUAAAUAAACACCAAAAAUAUAAAAUUGUUAUACCAGAAUUAAUAGCAAUUCAAUUAUUUAAUUCAUCGACAGAAAUAAGCGCUGAAGAAUUUUAUAAAAGAAUUCUUUAUCAUCAUCGUCAGGUCCUAAUGGAAGAGCAAAAUAAACAAAAAUUAAAAUUAUGGCAAUUAGAACAGAAACAACUUCAAUUGAAUAUUAUGUUGCAUCAACAAAAAUUUAUGAAUUAUUCAGAUUUUCAUAAAAAUAUUUUAAUACAUCAUCAUCAACAACUUUUAAAUAAUAAUAAAAAUAUUUUAAAUAUUAAAAAAUUUAGAAAUUUAUCAAAUACAAAUAAUGAAAAUUUUUUAUAUAAUUUUACGAAUUCAAAUAAUUUUAGUAAUAAUUUGAAUUCAAAUUUAACUUCAUAUAUAAAAAAUCUAGACCAAGAUGAAAAUAAAUCAGAAAAUGAAACUACAUAUUUAAUACCAAUUAUUGAAAACUCAUUAAAUAAUAAUAAAGAUAAAAAUAAAUCAGAUUCUUUUCAAUCAUGGUUUACUAUUAUGCCUGAAUUAAAUAAUAAUUUUAAUUUUAAAAAUAAUUUCAAUAUUAAAAAUAACAAUAGUGUUAUUUUUGAAUCGAAAGAAAACUCAAAUUUUACAGAUUUUACAUACAAUAUUACAAGUAAUUUGAAUAAAAAUUCUUCAUUAGAAAAUUGUAAUUCGAAUUGCAAUAAAACAAUAAUUAAUAAUAAUCUUGAUAUUAUUUCAAGGGUAACGAGAAGUAAACCUUUAAUAAAUUCAUUUGAAAUAAAUAAACAACAUUCCUAUAAAUUCAAUAACAAUUAUGAAAAAUUAUUAUUUAAUAAUGGAAAAAAAUUAAGAAAAUUAAAAAGAAAUUUUAAUAAUAUUAGAAAAUCUAAUAAAGCUCAAUUUAAAAAAUUGCAACAAGAUAGAAACAUUAAUUAUAAUCCUAUAAAUAAAUAUAUUAAAAAAAGAUAUAAAAAAAUUAAUUUUCAUAGUUCUGAUUUAAUUAAUUAUAAAAAUAUAAUACGAAAAUUAAUAAAAUCAAAUAUUAAAAAACAUCAUAAAAAAAAUAAUAAAAUUCUUUUAAAAAAUUCUGAUGAUGAAGAUUACUAUAACAUUGAUAGUAGCGGAGAUUCUGUAGAUUCUAUAAGUUAAAAUAUUGUUUAAGUGAAUUUUUUAAGAAAAGAAAAAUACAAUAUAUUUAAGAUAUAACAAAACUUUUAUAUUAUUAUAUAUAAUUUUCAAUAUUUUAAGAUUAAAUUAUAAAAUUUUUUUUAAUAUAUUCAUUUUCAGUAGUAAAACUAUUCAAUACUCGGAAUGUCUAAAAACAAAAACUAUAAUAUGCAAAUAAUUAAAUAAAAUAAAAUUAUUACUGAUGACGGUACGUUACGGCAUUCUGUAAUUUAUUUUUGUUUGUAUUUGGACCCGAAUUUGCAGGGAACUUUGACGGAACUUUAUGAGUUUCUAAAAUUUCGACUACUGGAUACAAUAUUAUUUCAAUUAUUUUAAUUUAGUUUAAUAUAAUUAUAUUAAUUUUAAAUUUAUUUAUUAUAUUUAAAUAAAAUUAAAAAAAAAUAAUUAAAUUGAAUUAAUAUUUAAAUUUUAAAUUUAUUUAAAAUAAUUUUUUUCCUUUUUUUUUUGUAAUAAAACAAUACUAUAAAAAUGAACCUACUUUUGUCAAUUUUAUUAGUAUAUGGUAUACUCAAAAUUAUUUUCAAUAAGUUGUAAACGUUUUUAAAAUAAUAAUAGUUAUAGAUUAUUAUGAAAUACAUACAGUUUGUAAUGACUUAAAAUAAUUAAAUCACAAUGAAAAUUUGGUUUGUAACAAAAAAAUUCAUAUUAAAUUUUCACUUAGUAGUUCUGUAGUUCAAAUCUAUGUAUAGUUCAAGUUAAAAAUAGUUAAUAAUAAUAUAAAAUAUGCGAAAGGAGUUUAAAAUGCAACUGUGCAAAACUUAAAUUUAAAUCUUAAAUUUUUUCUUAUAAUUUCUUUAAAUUUAUAAAACCUGGUAGAUUUAUUAAAAUUGUUAAUUACAUUAUUAUUUUCAUUAUUUUUUCAUAUUAUUAUUAAAAUUUAAUAUAUGUAUGUAUAUAUAUAUAUAUGACACCAAACAUACAAUUUGAAAUAAUUUGAAAUUUAAUUUAAUUUAUUAUUAUUUAAUUUUGUCUUACAUAAUUUUAAAAACAAGUGCCUAAAUUCUAUAAAAAGUUUCAACACAAAAUAUAGAACAAAAAAAAAUUAUACGCAUAAUAUUGUAAUUUUUAUAUUAUUUAAUAGUUCUUAUGUAAUUAUAAAAUAACAAAGAAAAAAUUUUGUGGAAAAUUAUUCACCAAAAAUGCCUAAAAGUUAUUUUUACUAAUAUAUACAUAUUAUAGUGAUUAGCAUCACAAAACCAAUAAAUGAAUACAAUUAUGAGUAUACCAAUAUCUCAAAACAAGAUAUAAUAAAUUAAGGAUUUUAUCAUAAAUUUUAAACUGAAUUACAUAAUAUAAACUAAAUUACUCACUAUCAAGGGGAAAAGAUAAAAUACUGUUAGUAAAAUUAAUAAAUUAAUUAUAUAUUAUUAUAACUAUAAUACAAUUAUUUAAAAAAACCUUCAACAAUUAUAAAUGAGCAACGAAAUUAACAGAAACAAGGCCUUAUUUAAAUAAAACCACAGUUGAUAUUAAUAAAAUUAUAAUAUUAAAUAUUUAGAAAAUGAAAAUAAUAUUGUUAUUUUAUACACCGAGUUAAAAAAAAAAGUAAAAAACAAAAUAUAACAAAUGAUGAUAAAAAAUUCGUCCGAUGGUAAAUGACUUUAAAUUAUUUA